GGCGCUGAAGCUCCGAAUUCCAGCGAAGUGAAGCGGACACAGCGGAGAGAAGAUCACCCACAGAGAGACCGAGAAGGCGGUGUGUGAAGUUACAGAAGCCGCCGUGUGUACAACAUUCGACUCUGUUGGACUAUAUUUGGACCCGAAAGCGAAGCAGCGGUAGCUGAAGAUUAGCACUGCUCUGUCUUUUUCUUUAAUUUAUUCCUUUUUUUUAAGUUAACGCAGCGACCUUUAUUGUAUUUUACCCCCGUGUGUUUGAGAACCCUUUUCUCUGAUUCUGAGGACAAACAUGAUGCACCUCUUCCUCCUCGUCAUCCUCUCUGCUGCCUCCGUUUUCUCAGAGUCGGUUCGGGAGACGGAGACAUGGAUGCCCAUGAAGACCACGCAGACCGUCGCCAUGGUGACACACCAAAACCGCAUGGAGUCGUCGGGCGACUUCGGCUUCGCGGACGACAACGAAGAUGACGACGAUGACGACAGCUACGACGACAAUGACAACGACGACUAUGACAAAGGCUAUGACGAUUACUACGACGAAGAGGACGAGGACGAGUUUUCCGGCUCUGGAGACGGAGAAACAACCGUGUCACCGAAGCAAGCCCCAGAACCGUCAGCCAAGCCCGACGCCAACGACAACAAGAUCCCAGAGGUGGAGCGUCCCGAGAGACCGGCCGUCAACGAGGUGGAAAUCGUCCAGAACAGCAACGAAAUCCCACUGCUGCGGAACAAGGAGCCAGCAGAGGGCGGCGAGGAGUUUCCCUCCAACGUCCUGAUGGCCCACGCCAGCGACGACAGCAUCUUCAACAAGACGGAGGUCCUCGCAGCUGUGAUCGCCGGCUGCGCCGUCGGCCUGAUGUUCGCCGUCCUCCUCAUCCUCCUCCUCAUCUACCGCAUGAAGAAGAAGGACGAGGGCAGCUACGACCUGGGGAAGAAGCCCAUCUACAAGAAGGCGCCCACCACAGAGAUCUACGCGUAGACCCCGCCCCCCCGCCCCCCCGCCCCCCCCACACACACACACACACCUCACAUCCUGAACCUUUCAAACCAAACAGGGCCAGUUCUGGACCUCUCAGUGCCUCCUCCUCCUCCUCGGAGAGACACUCAAUAACCAGGAGAGAAGCCCCGCCCACGCCAUCCUCUGACUGGCUCCUCCCACCUCAUGUUCACUCUCUGAACCAAUCAGACGUUUCAUUGGUCUGUUUUUCUCUGAGAUUUAAAAUCAGUUAGUUAAAAACACUAACACGGUGCAAUGAUUGAUUCUGUCUCAGUAUGGUACACGUUAACAGUCCAGUUAUUUAUUUACCCUCCUCUUCAUCAUCCCGUCUGUUGGACUGAAGCCAGGGAUUUUCCCUCCUUUCUUUUCUCUUAUUUUAUUUCAUCAGACAUUUCAGGUUUCUGGAACCACAGAAGGUCUUUGACGUCGCCGCGAAGCUGGCGUUGCUGUCCGUCGUUUUUUUUUGUUUGUUUUUUUAGUAGAACGCCCUGAAACCCCUGAGCAGAGACAGAAGAAACAACAACAACAACAACAACAAACAGCUGACGGAGCCGACGAGAUCUUCUGUUUUCAGGGUUGUGUUGAGCGGCAGAUUAAAGCGUUAAACUGAUGCAGGAAAAAAUAAUCUGCAAAUUACUGCACGACCCACACACACACUUCUAUAAAAAUCACCGCCGUGCCUCCAGGGUUUGUUUUCUGUUGUUAAGCUGAAGUCGAGCUCUGAGGUUUGCGACACACCUACAUUCCACUCGCAGCGCUGCUUCGUGUGUGUGUGUGCCUUUAGAAAAUGGCUGCUUUUUUUUGCGGCCGAAACAGUUUAUUGUGUUUAUAAGAAAGGAAUUAUUAAAACUCAUUUUCAUCGACACACAAACACUGUCAUGUCCAUGCCGGACCUGUAGGUGGCGGCGUCACUGUAAACUAGAGUUUUCCCAAAUCUCGUGGAGAUUUUGUGUGAAUCAAAACUUUUUUCUUCUUUAUUUUUUUUUAAACAAAACAACAACCGUAGUUUAGUCGUGAACAAAUCUGAGGCGACGUCACUUCCAUGUUCCAUUUUUUGAUUUAGCCGCAGCUAAAUAAAAAAAAACAUCUGUCUCCCUUUUAAAAAAAAAACAACCUCAAACUGUUGUCGCGUGGGAAGAACUUUCUUAAAACGAACUUCUUGCACGUGCUCGGUGCACCUGAGCGCGGCUAAAACACUAACCUGGAUGCAACACAACAAACCUCCUUUUUAGAAGUAAAGAAAACGGGGGGAAAUCAAGUUAGAAAACAGAAACAUUCAAGGUGCCACUUUCUUUUUGUCUCCGAUCAGCUGAUUUACACGACACUAAAAAGGGCUCGUUUGUUUUUUUUGCAGAAAUAACGACAAACGAAGGCAGACCUCAUCCAGUACUGUCUCUUUAAGACUCACUUUUCACUGUAACCCGUAACGAUGUUCAUGACUGUACACUGACAAUGAAGCUUACUGGCCUAGCUUAGCUUAGCAAAUAUAUAUAUAUGUAUUUUUUUUUUUAAGUGUCGUAAAUCGCGACUUUCAGAGCAGAAACUCGUAGGUACGACGUGGAAACUUGAAAUGACUUUUUUCUUGUUUCUUGUGCUAAGCUAAGCUAACGGUAGCCUUACCACAAUGGAUCCAGUUAUUGAUUGUUGAGCUCUGAUCGGGGAAAAACUGGUAGUUUAUUUAAAAUAUAUUUUAUUUUAUCUUUUAUGGUUUUGAUUCUUUCUCAAUAAGCUACUUUUUAUAAUUUUUUUGAAUCAUCGCUCAGUUGCCGAAGCUUCGUGACCCUCACAUUUCAGACGCUUCUGCCAAGGAUUUGUAUAAAUUCAUUGCUAUAAAAAAAUGAAAAACUUAAAAAAAAAAAAAAAAGUGGUACUUAGCCGCAGCCUGGCAACGAGAAUAUCUACCAAAUAUUUAAAAGCCAAAACGUUGUUUUUUCUCUGUGAUUUUACUGUAAAUGAGAUUGGAUACGACCGAUGCUAACACUAACUCACCUCUUUUUUUGGAUUUUUCUCCCAUAGAUCAACUUUUUUUUUUGUAUUAAUUUAACUGUCAAAUUAUUUUAUUGCCUUCUUUCAGGUCGGGGUGUUUCCCCCUUUUUUUUUUUCUUUUUUUUUUUUUUUUUUUAAAAAAGCUGUUUAUGUGAUUUUAAAAAUUUUAUAUUCACUAGUUUUAAGAUUUUAAUUUUUUUUUUCCAGAAACAAAUAGUUUUGAAACUUUUUAUUUUGUAAGAGUUUCUAUUGUCUUUUUAGACUUUUUUUUUUUUUCUGCUUUUAUAUUUAUGUUGUUUUUUCUCGUUGUUCGUAGAAGGAUUGCUUAUGUGGUCGUUGUUGUGUUGACGUUCAGGAGUUUGUGUGUCUUCAGAUUCAGACUGAGGUUCAGUGACCUGGUGAAAUAGGUGAAUUGUCGCGUUGGUUGUUGGGUUUUUUGGGGGCGGGGCCUCAGGUCUGAUCUGCGAUGGUGGCAGAGAAAACGUUGUGCUGCUUAUUGUCACAAACAUCACAUGUGAAUCACCAGUGGGGCGAAGAAGCCAAUGAAUCAUUGGCUUCUGUCUGCAGGUCCUGAUUUAUUGGAAAUAAAGCUAUUUUUAUGCACAUUAACAUUUUAAAA
This is a messenger RNA of Solea solea (common sole), 3599 nucleotides long. RefSeq names its product syndecan 4 (gene sdc4). NCBI's taxonomy places the organism in Eukaryota, Metazoa, Chordata, Actinopteri, Pleuronectiformes, Soleidae. Gene Ontology annotation, cellular component: cell surface; membrane. Gene Ontology annotation, biological process: cell migration. Bases 290 to 976 code for a protein of 228 amino acids. The transcript has 5 exons. The record is from RefSeq and is a predicted model, not a curated record.